Messenger RNA from Diuraphis noxia (Russian wheat aphid), 1354 nucleotides. RefSeq names its product coiled-coil domain-containing protein 130 homolog. Gene Ontology annotation, cellular component: U2-type spliceosomal complex; post-mRNA release spliceosomal complex. The record is from RefSeq and is a predicted model, not a curated record. Gene Ontology annotation, biological process: mRNA splicing, via spliceosome. NCBI's taxonomy places the organism in Eukaryota, Metazoa, Arthropoda, Insecta, Hemiptera, Aphididae.
UUAAAACUAUAUAAUAUUUGGUAAUUUUAAAAUUAUUAACAUAUUAUUAAAUAACAGAAUAACUUAAUUAAUAAAAAGGUAUAGUUCUAAGGUAUGUAGUACACUUGACAUAGGUAGGUAUUCUCAAUGAUUAAUAGUAAAUUACUCGAUUAUAGACAAAACUGUAUUAGUUAUUAGUUAUUUAUGUCACUUUAAACAUGAUAAAUUUUAUUUUAUUAUCUAGRUGAAUUCAAAUUUAAUCUUUAGCAAACAAGUGAAGUGACUAUACUCAGGACCAUAACGUCAUAAACUCAUAACAGUCAUAACUCGUAACGUAUUAUAAUAUUAAUUUGUUUAUUACCACCAGACAAAAUGGGUGAACGUAAAGGACAAAAUAAAUACUACCCGCCAGAUUAUAACCCUGCAGUAGGGGGAUUAAAUAAAUUUAAAGGAACUCAUGCUUUAAGAGAACGGGCUCGUAAGCUUCAUAUGGGUAUUUUAAUAAUACGUUUUGAAAUGCCAUACAACAUAUGGUGUGAUGGAUGCAAUAAUCACAUUGGGAUGGGUGUUCGGUAUAAUGCUGAAAAGAAGAAAAUUGGAAUGUAUUAUUCAACGCCUGUUUAUCAAUUUCGAAUGAAAUGUCAUCUUUGUAAUAAUCAUUUUGAAAUUAAAACAGAUCCUGGGAAUUUAGAUUAUGUAAUCGUAAGUGGUGCUCGUCGGCAAGAAAAUCGGUGGGAUCCCUUUGAAAAUGAACAAAUUGUUCCAGAGGACAAAGAUACGAGUAAACGAUUGUUUGAUGAUGCUAUGUUUAAACUUGAACAUGGUACUGAAGAUAUAGACAAAGCUAAAAAAGCAGCUCCAAUAUUGGUUAAACUUCACGAUGCACAAGAUGCCAAAUGGAAUGAUGAUUUUGCUGCUAAUUCAUUAUUAAGACAACAGUUAAGAACCAAAAAACAGAAAUUAGCUGUGAAAGAAAAACAUGACAAUGAAUUAAAAGAAAGAUUAUCAUUAAGUAUUCCGUUAGUAGAUGAAGUUGAAGAAGAUAUAAAAAUUGCUAAACUAUUAAGCUAUCAAACAUCUGAUAGUACAAAAACCAGACGAAAAAAGUUUAUUCAAGGACUUCGUAAAACUCCUAAGCUGGACCCCAAUAAACCAAAAAAGUGUCUUAAUGUAGGUAUCAUUCAAUCAACUGUUACAACAAAAAAAGAAAUAUUACCAGAUGCUAGUACUUAUAAUUGCUCUAUGGCAUCACUUGUAUCUGCAGAUUAUGGAUCAACAUCGUCAUCAGAUUAAAAYUGUAUUAAAAGUUAUAAAUACAUUUGAUUUAUAUAUUUUGUUUUAAUAAUUAAAUAACUAUAACAAUUAUUGGUAACAA